Molecule: messenger RNA, 469 nt
Organism: Ruditapes philippinarum (Manila clam)
Lineage: Eukaryota; Metazoa; Mollusca; Bivalvia; Venerida; Veneridae
Source: RefSeq, a predicted model, not a curated record
UCUUUUUAUUGGUGGAUUCCGCUAAAGCUGUACUGGUAUGCUACCGCUGGACUGAAGAAGACAUCAAAGCGAUGGUUCCAAGUCGUACAACAGAGACUGAAAGAAAACAAUGCGAAGAUGUCUUAGGAUAUACGUAUUCACCAGAUUAUUCUAAAUGUGGGGGAUGCUCAUGUUGUCAACCACAAGUUUUAGUAUGCCACAAGUGGACUGAAGAAGACGACAAGGCAAUGGGAUCAAAUCGCGCACCAGAGGAUGAAAAGAAAUAUUGUGAAAGUGUCUUAGGCUAUACGUGGACACAAGGGGAUAAUGCAAAAUAUCCAGAAUGUGGGGAAUGCUGGUGUUGUAAACCAAAAAGUUAAUGUGCUAAUAUGGUUACUUCACUCAAAAGGCAAACACUUUCCUGGACUAAACAGCUGAUUGAUUUCAUUAAAUUGUAAAUCAUAGCUUUUGAAUGAAUAAUAAAAAAUUA